ACUUCUCUUACGAGUAUGGAUCAGCUGCAAGAUCCAGUAAGCUCAGUUGCGAACUGUGGCCCACAGAACAGUCGUGUGCAGAGAGCUGAGAGGUCAGGCGAGCUCUCACCACUCACCUCCGUCUCCGCCAUGGCGACCAUCUCGGCAGCCCUCUCCAUCUCCUUCCUCCCGCCCCCGGCCCGCCGCGCCGCCUCCACCACCUUCUCCCCGCGCGUCAUCAAGAGAGCUCCGCGGUUCAGGUGCUGCGCGGAGCCGCCUUCCCCGGAGCAGGAGACCCCUCCACCUUCGUCCCUGUGGGGCGUCUCCACGAGCGCCUGGACCGCGGGCGUCGCGGGGCUGGGGUUGCUGGAGACGGGCUACCUCAGCUACCUCAAGCUCACGGGCUCCGAGGCCUUCUGCCCCGUCGGCGGCGGAGGCUGCGGCGACGUGCUCGACAGCGACUAUUCGGUCGUCUUUGGGAUCCCUCUUCCAUUAGUUGGUAUGCUGGCAUAUGGUUUGGUUGCCGCGCUUUCUCUGCAAGAAAACAGCGAGGAGUUACUCCCUGGACUUGAUGACUUGGAUAUCCGCUUGACCUUGCUUCUGCUCGCUACUUCGUUGGCGACCGCGAGUGCUUAUUUCCUUUUCAUUCUCAACACCAAAUUUGUUGGGACCUCUUGUGUAUACUGCCUAUCUUCAGCAUUUAUCUCCUUCACGUUAUUUUUCAUCAGAAUAAAGGUAUUCUUGCAGGACAUUGGCUUGGCACGCAUCCAGAAGUUUGUUGGUCUUCAGUUAGCUGUAGCUGUGAUUGUUGCUCUUUCUUUAACGAACUCCUAUAGUUCAGCUACUACUCAGUUGAAGGGCACAGAUGAUUUUGUAUUAGAACCAUACAAAAUAGAGGUAACAGCAGAAUCAACCCCUUUUGCGAUCUCACUGGCAAAACAUCUACACUCCAUAGGUGCAAAGAUGUAUGGAGCGUUCUGGUGUUCUCAUUGCAAUGAACAAAAACAGAUGUUUGGUCGUGAAGCUAUGGAAGUUCUGGAUUAUGUGGAAUGCUUCCCAAACGGAGCCGGUAAGGGAAAGAAAAUGGCCAACGAAUGUGCAGCCACUGGUCUAGAAGGUUUUCCAACAUGGAUCAUCAACGGCAAACUCCUGAGCGGUGACAAGGAACUCUCAGUUCUCGCAGAAGAAUCAGGUUUUGUCUCCGAGGUCCCCGAACAAUCUUAAGGCCAUGAACCACGACCAGAAGCAUCCCCACCAAAUCGAAACAUGGAAGCAUCGUUGAGAGCUCUCUGGAGGCAAGAGUCUGAAGCUGGUGGUAGUUCACAGCAAUGCCACAACAUAUUCAUCAAGCUCGAGGCUAGGAGUUCUCUUCCAGUGUGCAUAGAUUUACUAAAUUCACCCACUAAUCAUUGUAAUAUGUAAAUCUCUACUUGUUCACUCAUGCACAGAAUGAGAAAAUAGAAGAACCUCGGAGGAACAUGUACAACCUUUUUGUAGUCUGUAGUUUGUGCUGUAAAACGUUGGUAGGUGGCUGGGAAACCACACAUAUUUUCGUCCUCCUAGUAUACUCUGCACUUGGACAUCUGCACUACUACAGAAGUGCAUUGUGUAAAACAUGUCAGUCACCCUUUGACACGCUCCCGAGUUUCCUUAUGGACUUGGCUGAAUGGGAGAUCAGUUUGAACUUGAUGUUCAGAUAUAAA
Messenger RNA from Lolium perenne, 1682 nucleotides. RefSeq names its product thiol-disulfide oxidoreductase LTO1. NCBI's taxonomy places the organism in Eukaryota, Viridiplantae, Streptophyta, Magnoliopsida, Poales, Poaceae. Gene Ontology annotation, molecular function: oxidoreductase activity. The record is from RefSeq and is a predicted model, not a curated record.